GGAAUCUCAAAACUGAUCUCGACGAUUGCCGACCAUUUCGCCCUCGAACGACUUCCCAACUUUGGAGCUCCGCCACAACCGCGUCCUCGGCCGUUUCUUCGACAACCCAAUCCAACCCGCAGAAACGAAAUCAUGGCUGCUGUCCAGGGAGCUAUUUCGAAGCGCCGCAAGUUCGUCGCCGACGGUGUCUUCUAUGCCGAGUUGAACGAGUUCUUCCAGCGCGAGCUGGCUGAGGAGGGCUACUCGGGUGUCGAAGUCCGUGUCACUCCCACCGUCACCGACAUCAUCAUCCGUGCCACCCACACCCAGGAGGUUCUUGGAGAGCAGGGUCGCCGCAUCCGCGAGUUGACCUCUCUCAUCCAGAAGCGCUUCAAGUUCCCCGAGAACUCCGUCUCCCUCUAUGCCGCCAAGGUCCAGAACCGCGGUCUCUCCGCCGUCGCUCAGUGCGAGUCCCUCCGCUACAAGCUCCUCAACGGUCUGGCCGUCCGUCGUGCUUGCUACGGUGUUCUCCGUUUCAUCAUGGAGAGCGGUGCCAAGGGUUGCGAGGUUGUCGUUUCCGGAAAGCUCCGUGCUGCCCGUGCCAAGUCCAUGAAGUUCACUGACGGAUUCAUGAUCCACUCCGGUCAGCCCGCUAAGGAAUUCAUCGACUCCGCCACUCGCCACGUUCUCCUCCGCCAGGGUGUCCUUGGUAUCAAGGUCAAGAUCAUGCGUGGCUCUGACCCCGAGGGCAAGGCCGGCCCCCAGAAGACUCUCCCCGACUCCGUCACCAUCAUCGAGCCCAAGGAGGAGCAGCCCAUCCUCCAGCCCAUGAGCCAGGACUACGGUGCCAAGGCUCUGGCCGCUCAGCAGCUCGCCGAGCAGCAGCGCCUGGCCGAGCAGCAGGCCACGGAGGGUCAGGAAGGUGCCGGCGCGGAGGCUUUUGCGCAGGAGUAAUCUGGUUUCUUUUCUUAGGCCCUGCUCUUUUUUCUUCGUUCCUGUCGUCCUACCUUGUUUCUUUACCUGACGCAAAUAAACAACUACAUGAUCUUCCAAUGUCUCUCCUCUCGCCGCAUCCCCAACCUCUGCUGCGGAAGGCGUCUUCCAUUCUACGAAUCUGUUCCUGAAAAAGAAAAGAUGAAGAGAAAAGAAUGUUAAUACUAGUGAAAGAUCUGGGUAGGAUGAAACCCAAAAAGAUUGAUGUCCGAAACGAAAAUUUACGGGGCUUCUCCAAAAGAACAAAACAAAAAAGAUUUUUACGGUUCAUAUAUUAUUUUUUUUUCUUAUACUUUUUCCCUCCAUUGGCGUAUGGUGGACUCCAGAUCUCUGGAAUCAACAUAAAAGCAAAAUAUCACGGAAAAAACAUCUUAAACACUCCAUCUCGCAUACGCCGUAAUUUCUUUUUUCUGCCUUUUUGACUGGCCCCAUGCAUACUAUUCAAUCUCGUAUGGAUUUCCUUGACGUCAGAAAUCUACCCCGGGUCCAAGUCGACUACGCAGUACAUAUCAACUGUAAUCUUUUUUUGAAUUUG
This is a messenger RNA of Aspergillus melleus, 1507 nucleotides long. RefSeq names its product 40S ribosomal protein uS3 (gene RPS3). Gene Ontology annotation, cellular component: nucleus; cytosolic small ribosomal subunit. Bases 133 to 933 code for a protein of 266 amino acids. Gene Ontology annotation, biological process: translation. NCBI's taxonomy places the organism in Eukaryota, Fungi, Ascomycota, Eurotiomycetes, Eurotiales, Aspergillaceae. The record is from RefSeq and is a predicted model, not a curated record. Gene Ontology annotation, molecular function: RNA binding; structural constituent of ribosome. The transcript is spliced from 3 exons.